Molecule: messenger RNA, 1711 nt
Organism: Engraulis encrasicolus (European anchovy)
Lineage: Eukaryota; Metazoa; Chordata; Actinopteri; Clupeiformes; Engraulidae
Exons: 17
Coding region: 1-1689 (562 amino acids)
Source: RefSeq, a predicted model, not a curated record
AUGGACCAGGCCCUUCUCACAGUUCACAACCAACUGCCAGAGGGCAUCACUGUACUGUUUGUCUCCGACUACUGCUACAAGUGCCUGUACCAGGAGCUGGUGACUGUGGGGGCAGGACAACAGAACGGCUCUGUAGUGCUCAGUACUCACUUCGCCCUCACCUUAAAGGUCCGACACGACGCCACAAACCACACACUCUGCAGGAGGGUGGACACUUUUGAGGAGGCAGGACAUUACUCCCUCUGGGUGCGGCAGGCUGACACUGAGGGAGAGGUGACCUGUUUUCUGGAAGUGGACAAGAGACCCAAUAACAGCAACUUGCCUCUUCUGACUGCAGCUCUCCUUCUGGCUUCCAUCUCUCUGCUCUGGACGGCAGCUCCAUACAUCUACAGAUGGAAGUGUACCUCAAAGAUCAUCAAUUUAAUUUCCUGCCGGCGCCCUGACUUAUCUGCAGAAAAUGAAGAAGUCGCCAUUGAAGCUGGAAGCCAGCCAAAGUCCUCGCGGCUGAAGUCACUGGACACUUUCAGAGGCUUCUCCUUGACCAUUAUGGUGUUUGUGAACUACGGAGGAGGAGGCUACUGGUUCUUCCAACAUGCUCCAUGGAAUGGUCUCACGGUGGCUGAUCUGGUGAUGCCUUGGUUUGUGUUUAUCAUCGGGACGUCCGUGGUGCUAGCGUUCAGCUCGAUGCGGCGCAGGGGAGUGGGCCGUGUGCAGCUGGUCAGGAAGCUCAGCUGGAGGACAUUGGUGCUCAUCCUCAUCGGCUUCUGCUUCAUGAACUACAGCCCCAAAGACGGAGCGCUGUCGUGGUCAUGGUUGCGGAUACCUGGAGUUCUGCAGCGUCUGGGCUUCACCUACUUUGUGCUGGCCCUGAUGCAGACCUUCUCCGCCCGCACAGACGUUCCACUCAAACAGCAUCAUUGGUGGAAUCCAGUCCAGGACGUGGUGUUGUUUUGGCCCGAGUGGCUGUUUAUCAUCGCCCUGGAAACCUUGUGGCUGUGUCUCACCUUCCUCCUGCCCGUUCCCGGCUGCCCCACGGGCUACUUGGGUGCAGGGGGCAUCGGAGAUGAAGGACUGUACCCAAAUUGCACAGGAGGAGCGGCUGCAUACAUAGACAAGUGGCUGCUAGGGCACAACAUCUACCACUGGCCCACAUGCAAGGCUCUGUACCACACCACUCAACCCUUUGACCCUGAGGGUGUCCUGGGAACCAUCAACUCCGUUGUCAUGGGAUUCAUGGGGAUGCAGGCGGGAAAAAUUCUGUUGUUCUAUCGCGGGAAGACGCGGAGCAUCCUGGUGCGCUUCCUCGUUUGGGCCGUGCUGCUGGGAGCCUGCGCAGCCAGCCUUUCUAAGUGCACGCGAGACGAAGGAUUUAUACCUGUCAAUAAAAAUCUUUGGUCUCUGUCCUAUGUGACCUGCAUGGGCUUCAUGUCCUUCCUGCUGCUGGGGCUGAUGUACUUCAUCAUAGACAUCAAAGGCUGGUGGGGUGGCCAGCCAUUCAUAUAUCCAGGCAUGAACUCCAUCUUGGUGUAUGUGGGCCACUCUCUGCUGGGCUUCUACUUCCCAUUCAGUUGGGAGAUGCGCUACACCGAUAGCCACUGGGAGGGGCUCUUCCGGAGCCUCUGGGCCACCGGACUCUGGCUGCUCGUCGCAUACUUCCUCUACAGGAAGAAAUUCUUCCUGAAAAUCUGAUGGCCUGGUGGUCACCUACCUA